Messenger RNA from Bombina bombina (fire-bellied toad), 4373 nucleotides. It is a transcript of the gene MYO1D, whose product is annotated as myosin ID. Gene Ontology annotation, cellular component: vesicle; plasma membrane; myosin complex. Gene Ontology annotation, molecular function: actin filament binding; microfilament motor activity; ATP binding. Gene Ontology annotation, biological process: actin filament organization; vesicle transport along actin filament. The transcript is spliced from 22 exons. The coding region runs from base 1084 to 4092 and encodes 1002 amino acids. The record is from RefSeq and is a predicted model, not a curated record. Lineage: Eukaryota; Metazoa; Chordata; Amphibia; Anura; Bombinatoridae.
CCCCCCCCUUCUCGUCGUUUCUUUCCCUGCUCUCACCUCUCCGUAUUUUCCCUCCUAUCUCUCCACCCCUUACCUCUCCCACACUCUUUUCUGUCUUCCUGGUUUUUCAGUGGAUUAUCCACAGUUUAUUCAGAGCUAUAUACACAGGGGAGGGGCGCACACGAAACCAACCAGCUAUUCAGUCACGAUACCUAGACCAAAACGUUAAAAAAAAGACUACAAAUUAAACUUAAAUGAAUUCUUCCUUAAAUUUGAAAGACAUCCCUUAAAGAUACAGCCUGUGCCGCCUGUACCCUUAUCAGCACGACAGAUUAACCUGCACACUAAUCGAUUACGUGGAAAAAAACUUUGGGAGAGGAAUCUAAAAGAGACACCAAAAACUCAACUCUGAGUCAGACAUCCCACUUCCAGUCUGACUCCCAAACGAGACAGAUCAUCAUGCAGAGACAUUACAGAACACAUCAAUUUGAAUAGCAUCACCGAAAGCUGCACCUUGAAGCACAUCCCUGAGAAAAUAUACCUGAACUUUUGGGCAAACACCCACAAAAAGAAACUCGCCUUUAGUUUUAUAGCCAUACAGUGGACUCUCACCUGCAUGGCUGCAAGGCAUCCACCUGCAACUACAGAUCCUUAAUGCAGAUGUUUCCUCUGUACCCCUGAGAAACAUCACUUUAAAGUGGCCAGUCACUUUAGCUGUUGAAAGAGCAGAUACACCCCUUGAGACUUAAUGUAGAAGAUAAGGACAAUGAUAAAGUGCAUGGAUGAUAACGAUUAUGUGACAGCUUAAAAGUGUUAUUAAGGGCGUGCCAGGGUAAACACAGUUUGAAAAGGAGAGUGUGUCAGAGAAACUGCCUGAGACUGUGACAGCCUUUUGUGUGUAACAGUGACACCUUGCAGGCACUAGGCUAUAGUGUUGUGUAUUAUGUGGUGUGGUUGUCUAUUCAUUGGUUAGUCUGUAAUAUUGUAUGCUUGCUGUACAGUUGUUAAAGGUCUAUAUGCAUUUGCAAGUUUGAGUAGUAGAAGUGUGUAUCUUUAUUGUUGUGUAGUUUUGUAUGAUUGUUUUUGACGUUCCUGGAAGCAGACAUGGCAGAACAGGAGGGGUUGCAGUAUGGAAAAGCAGAUUUUGUUCUUAUGGACACCGUCACAUUACCAGAAUUCAUGGAAAACCUGAAACUCAGAUUUGAGAAGGGCAGGAUCUACACAUUCAUCGGAGAGGUUGUGGUGUCUGUAAACCCCUACAAGAGUCUCCCCAUUUAUGGGAAAGAUACUAUUGAGAAAUAUAAAGGGAGGGAACUUUACGAAAGACCCCCUCAUCUGUUUUCCAUCGCAGACGCUGCUUAUAAGGCCAUGAAGAGGCGGUGUAAGGACACAUGUAUAGUAAUAUCAGGGGAGAGUGGAGCCGGAAAAACGGAGGCCAGCAAAUACAUCAUGCAGUACAUUGCAGCGAUCACCAAUCCUAGCCAGAGAGCUGAGGUGGAGAGGGUGAAGAACAUGUUGCUGAAAUCUAAUUGUGUCUUGGAGGCUUUUGGAAAUGCAAAAACUACUAGAAAUGACAACUCCAGCCGAUUUGGGAAAUACAUGGAUAUUAACUUUGAUUUCAAAGGAGAUCCUAUUGGGGGUCACAUCAGUAAUUACUUACUAGAAAAGUCUCGUGUUAUAGUUCAGCAAUCGGGAGAGAGGAACUUCCACUCAUUCUACCAGAUGAUUUUGGGAUCCACAGAUCAGGUGCUUCGUUCCCUCCAUCUGCAGAAAGAUAUCUCAGUAUACACUUACACCCGCACAGGAGCACAACUCAAAUCUUCUAUUAACGAUUCUGCAGAGUUCAGAGAGGUCUCUGAGGCUAUGAAGGUGAUUGGAUUUAAGCCAGAAGAGAUUCAAACUGUCUACAAAAUUUUGGCAUCCAUCCUACAUCUGGGGAACCUUAAGUUUGUUUUAGAUGGAGAUGUCACUCUCAUCGAGAAUGGCAAAGUGGUGUCAGUAGUGGCUGACCUACUGGGCUCUCGUGCUGAGCUCCUUGAAAAAGCACUGCUCUUCAGAACAGUGGCCACGGGGCGGGAUGUCAUAGACAAACAACACACAGAGAAGGAGGCCAGCUACGGGAGAGAUGCAUUCAGCAAGGCUAUCUAUGAGCGUCUCUUCUGCUGGAUUGUGAGUCGCAUUAAUGAUGUGAUUGAAGUGAAGCAACAAGAUCCAACACUCCAUGGGAAGAACACGGUGAUAGGUGUACUGGACAUAUACGGAUUUGAGAUCUUUGACAACAACAGCUUUGAACAGUUCUGUAUUAAUUACUGUAACGAGAAGCUGCAGCAACUGUUUAUACAGCUGGUUCUAAAGCAGGAACAGGAGGAAUAUCAGAGAGAAGGGAUCCCAUGGAAACAUAUAGACUAUUUCAAUAACCAAAUCAUUGUGGACCUGGUUGAGCAGCAGCACAAAGGAAUAAUCUCCUUGCUGGAUGACGCCUGCAUGAACGUGGGGAAAGUGACAGACGCCAUGUUCCUAGAAGCGCUCAACAAGCAGCUGGGGAAACACGCACACUAUUCUAGCAGAAAGGUCUGUGCCACUGACAAAGCCCUGGAGUAUGACAGAGAUUUCCGCAUUCGACACUAUGCUGGAGAUGUUCUCUACUCCGUAUUGGGCUUCAUAGAUAAAAACAAGGAUACACUAUUCCAGGACUUCAAGAGGUUGAUGUAUAACAGCUCUAAUCCAGUACUGAAAACCAUGUGGCCUGAGGGCAAGCUAAGCAUCACAGAGGUCACCAAACGUCCCCUUACAGCUGCCACCCUAUUCAAAAACUCCAUGAUUGCUCUUGUGGACAACUUGGCAUCCAAGGAGCCAUACUAUGUUCGCUGCAUCAAACCAAAUGACAAAAAGUCUCCCUCCUUGUUUGACCCUGAGCGCUGCCGCCACCAAGUGGAGUAUCUGGGGCUGCUGGAGAAUGUGCGUGUGCGGAGAGCUGGAUUUGCUUAUCGCCAGGUGUAUGAGAGGUUCCUUCACAGGUACAAGAUGAUCUCCCAGCUCACGUGGCCUAACCAUGAGUUCCCGUCUGAUCGUGUGGCUGUGCAGAAGCUCCUGGAGGAGACUGGCUUUCAUCAAGAUGUGGCCUAUGGCAAAACCAAGGUGUUUAUACGCACACCACGCACAUUGUUCUCACUAGAGGAGAAACGCAGUGAGAUGCUGAUCCGAAUCAUACUCUUCCUGCAAAAGGUUUGGAGGGGAACCCUUGCUCGCCGUCGUUAUAAGAGGACACGGGCAGCUCUUACAAUAUUGCGUCACUAUAGAAUAUACAAGGUAAAAUCUUACAUCCAGGAAGUGAUCCGCAGGUUCAAUGGAGUACGAAACAGUCGAGAUUAUGGGAAACAUGUCAAGUGGCCAACACCACCUAAAGUGCUCCGCCGGUUCCAAGAGGCCCUGCAGAAUAUACACCUUAGGUGGAGAGCAUUCCAUCUCAUUAAAAGUCUGCCCCCAGCAGAGAUACCAAAGGUCAGGGCUAAAGUGGCUGCCUUGGAGAAUUUGAAAGGUCAUCGAACUGACAUGGGCCUCCAGAGACAUUGGGAAGGAAGCUACCUGACUUCAAACAAUCAGAACUUAUUUGUGUCUCGGGCUAAUGAGCUGCAGAGGAAAGACAAGUACAUGCAAGCUCUGUUUUCAAUCCACGUGCGCAAGGUGAACAGAUUUAAUAAGGUAGAAGACCGCGCCAUCUUUAUCACAGACCGCCACUUGUACAAGAUGGAUCCGGAAAAACAGUAUAAAGUGAUGAGCAGCACACCACUUUAUAAUGUAUCCGGCAUCAGUGUGACAAAUGGAAAGGAUCAGCUUGUGGUCUUCCACACAAAGGAUCACAAAGACCUGAUUGUGUGUCUGGACUCUAUUGGGCAGGCCCAAAAUGAGAGCCUUGUAGGGGAGCUGGUUGGCGUUUUGGCUAACCACUUCAAGAGUGAGAAGAGGCGUCUGCAGGUCACAGUGUCACAUCCGGUGCAGUGUAGCCAACAUGGAAAGUCCUGCUCCAUUGCAGUGGAAACAAAAAUCAACCAAUCACAGCCCAACUUCACCAAAAGUCGUACCGGCUUCACCCUUAUUGUGCCAGCCAAUUAACCAGCACAUGCCUGGAUCUUAAAAGGAUACUGAGUAUCUCUGUAUUGUGCCUUAAUAGCUAGCCAAAACUGGACCCUUGCCAGGUCUGAUUUGUUUGGAUGUGGGGACUGGAUCCCUUUAAAAUCUCUUCAGAUGUCAGAGGGUACAGUUGGCACUCAAUACGUGCUAGUUUAAUGAUAUAUAUUUCAUCCUGUCUUCCUAUAAAAGCUUGUACAUGAUUGUGUCAGAUCUGACAGUUUAUUUUUCCUGAAUAAAAUAAAUUUAUACUAUAGUCUCCUGAA